This is a messenger RNA of Mus musculus (house mouse), 3760 nucleotides long. RefSeq names its product UDP-Gal:betaGlcNAc beta 1,4- galactosyltransferase, polypeptide 2 (gene B4galt2). The record is from RefSeq and is a predicted model, not a curated record. The transcript has 7 exons. Lineage: Eukaryota; Metazoa; Chordata; Mammalia; Rodentia; Muridae. Bases 1794 to 2756 code for a protein of 320 amino acids. Gene Ontology annotation, molecular function: beta-N-acetylglucosaminylglycopeptide beta-1,4-galactosyltransferase activity; N-acetyllactosamine synthase activity; lactose synthase activity. Gene Ontology annotation, cellular component: Golgi cisterna membrane; Golgi apparatus. Gene Ontology annotation, biological process: carbohydrate metabolic process.
GGGCCGCGGGGGCGCGCGCGCGGGCGCGCCGGCCUGGCCUGCCCCUCCGAGGAGCCGUAGCGCGGGAGGGAGGCGGCAGCGCAGUGGUCCGUCGGUCCGCCGGUCCGUGGGUCUGCCGGGCCCCGCCCUGCCUCCCGGGGCGGCUCGGCUCCAUGGCCCGCGGCGGCGGCGGGAGGUGGCCCCGGAGCCUCGGGGACCGCUGACCGGGCGGUGGGGCCGGGCCAUGGGGGACAGAGCCGUCCACAGCUGCUGGAGCCGGGAUCCCUACCCGAGCUGGAGCGGCGCCCCCUGCUGAGCCCCGAGCGCUGCGAGAGAGGAGGGCGCGCGCGGCCCCCCACCCAGGGCCCCGACAUUCCAGACCCGGCCCGGCUAGGGGGCCGCCCGCGCGCCGUCACAGAUCCCAGCCCAGGACCCGGUGAGCGAGGCACCGGCGCUGCCCCCGGCCUGGCUGCACCCCACCCUACCCCCAUCCCGCUAGCCUCCUGGGCUCCGGCGUCCGCCCCCAUCCGGCCUCCCUCAUUGUCCUCGCUCGCCCCGGCCUUGUGUCUCGCAGAGGCGCUCGGCCCCGGCCCCACUUCCACAUCCCCCACUGCAUGCACCCCUCCCCAGGGCUCCACACCCACCUGUCCUACUGCCUCCCCCGUCCCGAGGUGCCACGUGUUCAGCCUCCCAGCCCCGCCCAGACGCACCCCUCAGUUUGGUGGCUAGCCUGACCCAGAGCCCCUGCCCUGGAGGGAGGGGUUGGGAAUACUUGCACGUGGGUCUGGGUGUAUGGCUACGCUUGUAUAAGUCCGAGCCGCGGUUUGUUGAUAUAUGUGGCUCCGUAUGUUACUGUCACCCCAAGUGUGUCUAGCUCUAUAUGUAGGUCUCUGUGUGUCCCUUGAGUGUGGAUGCCGACUGCUGGUACUAAAGCAGUCUAUGUGAUUUUGUGACUGUUUGAGAUAUUCUGCUCUCAGGAGCAUGGCCAGAAGUAUUUUUUGACCUUUUGGAACUACAGGGGAGACCUGGUUCGAGCAAGGGCACCCCCAGCCCCCACCACCUCUGCCAGUGUAUGAACUUUACUCCUCUAGGGUCCAAGUGUACCCCAUUUCAGGAAUCAGAACUAGCUUUGCUAAUCAGGCUCCAGAGCUAGCUAGCUAGCCUGAAAUCUUAGGUGAGGGGCUCUCUAUUGCUUGCCCCACGGGGUAUGCUCUUGCCCCUUGUUCCAGUGGGAAGGACCUGUUUAAACAUCUCUCCUUUUUGGGUGGAGGGCACUCUUGAGUGCUGAAGGCUCCUUCUCAGCCUGGUCCUAGUUGGCUAGGCCUGCUUGCUGUUGGGACCUGAGUGCUCAAACUGGCCAUGGGUCUAAGUGACUUCCCUUCAUGGCCCUCGGAAGGACUAAAUGAAGUCAUAGUAUAAAGAAUUCCUUACGUGAUGGGCACUCAGUAAGUGAUCCAUUCUCUAAACCAUGUGUCCUGUGUUGAGGAUUCUGUCCUGUGAUGUUGCUGGUCCCUGGGCCACAGGUGGAGCCUGUGGAUAAAAGUGGUUUGGUGCCGAGGUACAGUCCUGGGUAAUCAAAUUCCCCUGUCUGUACUGUUGUGGGUAUGCGUGCACGGAGUUGUACGGUGAGGGUUUAUGUGUGUGGUUAGGUGGUUUGAGUGCUGGGGUGUGCCUAGGAUAGCAGAUACUGAGUUGCCAGCGCCUGUUGGUGUGUUUGCAGGUAGAACACAAACAAGCCCGUGAGUGUCAAGGUGUAUGAAAGGCUGUCAGCCGGAUGCUUGGGCCCAUUGGGCGGGCCAUUGGCCACUUGCGGGAUGAGCAGACUGCUGGGGGGGACGCUGGAGCGGGUCUGCAAGGCUGUGCUCCUUCUCUGCCUGCUGCACUUCCUUGUGGCCGUCAUCCUCUACUUUGACGUCUAUGCCCAGCACCUGGCCUUUUUCAGCCGCUUCAGUACCCGAAGCCCAGCCCAUGCCCUCUACCCUGCAGCCAGCAGCAGUACCAACUGCUCUCGGCCCAACGCCACUGCCGCUAGCUCCGGGCUGCCUGAAGUGCCCAGUGCCAGGCCUGGUCCCACAGCUCCAGUCAUUCCGCCCUGUCCUGACGUGCCGCCUGGUCUUGUGGGCCGAGUGGUCAUCGAAUUCACCUCACCCAUGCCUCUGGAACGGGUGCAGAGGGAAAAUCCAGGCGUGCUCCUGGGCGGCCGCUAUUCUCCACCCGACUGCACCCCAGCCCAAACGGUGGCAGUCAUCAUCCCCUUUAGACACCGGGAGCACCACCUACGCUAUUGGCUCCACUAUCUGCACCCCAUGUUGAGGCGGCAGCGGCUGCGCUACGGUGUCUAUGUCAUCAACCAGCAUGGCGAGGAGACCUUCAACCGAGCCAAGCUGCUCAACGUGGGCUUCCUAGAGGCACUGAAGGAGGAUGCUGCCUAUGACUGCUUCAUCUUCAGUGAUGUGGACCUGGUCCCUAUGGAUGACCGCAAUCUGUACCGUUGUGGUGACCAGCCCCGCCACUUUGCCAUCGCCAUGGACAAGUUUGGCUUCCGGUUGCCCUAUGCUAGCUACUUUGGAGGUGUGUCGGGCCUGAGCAAGGCCCAGUUUCUGAGGAUCAAUGGCUUUCCCAACGAGUACUGGGGCUGGGGUGGCGAGGAUGAUGACAUCUUCAACCGGAUCUCCCUGACUGGGAUGAAGAUCUCACGCCCGGAUGUCCGGAUUGGCCGCUACCGCAUGAUCAAGCACGACCGGGACAAACAUAACGAGCCCAACCCUCAGAGGUGACCCCAGCACCCCAGGUUUAAUAAGAUUCAAAACACAAAGAUGAGCAUGAAGUGGGACGGCAUUGGAUCCGUGCGGUACCGAGUCUUGGAAGUGUCUCGGCAACCGCUCUUCACCAACAUCACAGUGGACAUUGGACAGCCCAUGUCGUGGCUCACUCAAGGCUGACACUAACGGACCAAGGCCCUCCAUGCUUUUCUAGUAUGGAAGGCUGCCUGCCAGAGGCCUGACCUCCAGCCUGGCUGACAGCUGCUCUAAGGGUUGUCCCCAAGACUGUGACUGUGAGCUGUUUUCUGAGUCUAAUAGACAGCUGCACCUAGAAGUUCCAGCAUUCACUUUGAGGGGCGUUUGGGCAAGCCCCACUUAUGGCCCUCUCUGGGGUCAACCCCUCUUCCUGUCCUACUUUUCCCAGCCCAAACCUCCUCACUUUUAGGGUUGGGCCAGCCCCUGCACUGCCUCGCGGAGUGGCCUGGGCUAGGUCACUCCACCUCUCUGUGCCUCAAUUUCCCCACUCCCCUCGAGUCCCCUAGGGCCUGAAAAGGUGGGAGGUUUGACUAGGGGGCAGUGUCUCUUCCAGGGGGGAAUUCCUCAGAUCUGGAGACCCCUCAUGCUUCCAGGGGAGGGGAAACCUUUUUCAUUCAACAUUGUAGGGGGCAAGCUUUGGUGAGCCACCUACUGAGGAGCACCCCCAGGAGGGGACCAGAAGGGGUGCUGUGUUGUUUCCUGGGACCAUGGGGUUGACCUUUGCAUGAGGGACAGGUGGGGCCUGGAUCAGUCAAUGGAUCUGGCCUCCCUCCCUUAGAGAGGAGGCAGGAGCCCCAGGGCCUGCUCUGUUUAUAUGUUGCACAGAAACUUGUGUGGGUGCUUUAGUAAAAAACGUUAACGGAGCAGCCCCCUUGUCUGUCUGUGAACGGGAUCUGGAUUCCCGAAGCUAGUUUGUGUUGUGGGAGGUGACCUGGCUAGGGUCUUCUAGUAACUUAAUAAAUUUCCUAGCCCUGCCACUUCCA